AUGACGUCUGAGAUUGGACGGUUGGCGUCCAUCAUUUCCCGUGCUGUAGUUACCCUCGAGGUAUCGCUCACGGAAAGGAGCGACUUACCGGAAGCCUCUGCUGUUGGAUCUGGAAGCAAAGAAGUACUGGCAGCAAAGGCCGACGCUAUAGACGCAUGUAUGGAGUUGCUGGACCAAUUGCAAGGUCCGUCGAAAUGCAUGAUACCAUUGUGGAAUGGUGCAAGUUUGCAGGCUAUUUCCCGACAUCACAUUGCGAAUCAUGUCCCGAUGCACGGGGAAAUAUCCUACCAGGACCUCGCCCGGGCAUCAGGUGUUCCGGUCAAUGAGUUGAAACAAUAUAUCCUUUUUGCAAUUAUCCACCACCGACUAUUUGUGGAGAAACGAAAGGGUUAUGUCUCUCAUUCAGCUGGCUCACGCUCUCUUCAAGAGAACCCCGGUGCGGUUGCUGGUGUAUUACAGCUCGAUGAAUGGUACAGCGCCUUUUCACGAACUGUCGACGCGAUGGAUCAGUUUCCGGGGCAUAAGCCAAACGAGACCGGAUAUGCCUUGAGCCAUGGAAAUCAAAGUAUUUUCGAUUAUCUCAGCGACCGACCGGCCAAAGCAAAGCAGUUCGCUGAUGCGAUGCAGUUCUAUACGGUUGCCAUACCCGAAGCGUCUCCCAGCUUUCUUCUUCAAGGGUAUCCUUGGGGCGACCUUCCACGGGGAUCGGUUGUGGUAGAUGUGGGAGGAAGCGACGGCCACGUUGGCCGGCUCAUUGCGCAGCAUUAUCAGCACAUUAAUGUUGUCGUUCAGGAUCUCGAAUAUGCCGCGGCAGACUUCCAAGCCGCGGCAAAGGAAGACCGCAACAUCCGGUUCGACGUCCAUGACUUUUUCUCCCCUCAGACAGUCGUCGCCGAUGUCUACCUUUUUCGCUGGGUGCUUAUGAACUGGGCAGACGAGUAUGUUGUGCAGAUCCUGCAACAGCUGGUACCUUCCUUGCGACCGGGUGCCAAGGUACUGGUGAACGAGAGUCUUUGCCCUGAAAGUGGAUCGCUGCCAUUAGCUAUGGAGAGAUAUAUCAGAUGGAUAGAUCUGUUGAUGCUUGGAGUAUACAAAUCGCGUCUCAGAGACGAAGAAGACUGGGUUGCAUUGUUCAAGCAGGCUGAUGCGGGAUUUGACUCUAUUCAGUGUUCCAUGGUCCCGGGUUCAGCAAUGGGUAUUGUUCAGGCAAUCUGGCGAGGUUUCUGA
Molecule: messenger RNA, 1227 nt
Organism: Aspergillus neoniger CBS 115656
Lineage: Eukaryota; Fungi; Ascomycota; Eurotiomycetes; Eurotiales; Aspergillaceae
Product: S-adenosyl-L-methionine-dependent methyltransferase
Exons: 4
Coding region: 1-1227 (408 amino acids)
Molecular function (GO): O-methyltransferase activity
Source: RefSeq, a predicted model, not a curated record